This is a messenger RNA of Guyanagaster necrorhizus, 1666 nucleotides long. RefSeq lists its product as uncharacterized. Gene Ontology annotation, cellular component: Cdc73/Paf1 complex; nucleus. The coding region runs from base 134 to 1507 and encodes 457 amino acids. Gene Ontology annotation, biological process: positive regulation of transcription elongation by RNA polymerase II; transcription elongation by RNA polymerase II. NCBI's taxonomy places the organism in Eukaryota, Fungi, Basidiomycota, Agaricomycetes, Agaricales, Physalacriaceae. Gene Ontology annotation, molecular function: RNA polymerase II C-terminal domain phosphoserine binding. The transcript is spliced from 4 exons. The record is from RefSeq and is a predicted model, not a curated record.
GGAAAUUGAUGGGGUGCUUCGCCCUGCGUCUCUUCGCCAGAAACCUCAAUCACUCUACCACAGCUUAAAACAGCCCCGGCUAUAGGCUUCCUGAUUCAUACAAACUGCUCCCGUUUUCGACCAGGCAAUCGCAAUGUCAUCUCUCGCUGGCGCGCUCGGACCUCACAGCAUCCAUUCACCCAUAAAAUCAGAACUUGGCCAUGUGAAGCAUAGAAUUAAAGCUGAAACAAAGUCAGAGGAGGAAGAAGAGAUGGAUGAUUUAUUUGGUAACGACGCGGCGAUGGAGGCAGAGGCACCAGCCGAUGUCGGAUCACCUGAAGCCUCAGGGCAUGAAUCUGAGCGACUCCCUUCGCCGGAGAGAGAGCAUCGCAGGGCACUCGAAUACGAGGAAGAAGAAGCACCACCCGAGGGGGUUGUUGAAUUGCAAGAAGCUGAUGUCUCGUUUCCCAACCUUCCCGUACCCAAAAGCUCAGAUGGCGACAAAUGGGUCAUUCGAAUGCCUAAUUUUGUUAAAAUCGACACGAAACCAUUUCAUCCAGAGACAUACAUGGGUCCAGAACACGACGAAGAAGAGGGUCAGCAGGCACAAACCCUCCGAGAACAGAGUAUGACCAUCAAACUGAAGGUGGAAAACACGGUACGAUGGAGGUGGACUAAGAACGAGUUCGGUGAUGAUGUUAGACAGUCAAACAGUCGCGUCAUACGCUGGUCAGAUGGCACCUUAAGCCUUCGACUUGGAAAGGAAUAUUUUGAUAUCAAUCAGAGUAUUGACAUGUCGGGAGGCGUCCCUAGACAGAGCUUUGGUGGUUCUCAGUCGCAAACACAAUCUGCGGCGCCCCUCACUAUUGGCGGGAAAUCUCAAGGUUUAACCUACCUGGUGGCACAGCAUAAGCGUUCGCAGGUCUUACAAGCUGAGGCUCUCAUCGCUGGAUAUAUGACACUUCGACCGACUGGAAUGCAAUCCGAAACACAUCGCAUGCUAGUGAAGGCAGUCAGCCAGAAGCACAACAAGGUCGCUCGACUGCGGUUAGCUCCUGAUCCUGUUAUGGAUCCUGAACGCGAGAUGCAAGAAAUGAUUAAAAAGUCGUCGAAGAAGGCCCCGAAGAGGAAACAUGAUGAUGAGGAGGAGCCGAGUGGGCGGUCAAGGCGACGAUCUAGGAAACAAUACGACAGUGAUGACGAUAUAUACGGCAACGCAGGAUCUGAUGACGAUGUCCACGGUAAGAAAAGUAAACGAAAGGGCGGAGACGAGGAAGGCGGAAGUGGCUAUCGAAACGAUGACUUUGUCGUUUCGGAUGAUGAGGAUGAUGAUGGGCACCAUGGAAAAGCUGAUGAAGAAGAUGAUUUGGACAAACUGGAUGCCAUGGCCGAGAAGCAGCGGAAGAAGCUGGGUAUUGACGACGCAAUGGACGUGGAAAGCGAGGAAGAGGAUGAGGCGAGGGUUCGUAAGACCAGCCGCAGCCGGAGACAAGCAACGUACGACGAUGACGAUGAUGAAGAGGAAUAAAUUAAUAUGAUUGGACCGACUGCACAAUGUAUAGAAUAUACAAAUAUCUCCUGAUAUCUCUUACACGCUCUCCGGUUCUGCAAACUCCUGCGACCUCCUACCUCCGUACUGCACCAAGGGUGUCCUUCAAAACGCCAUUUUCGUCCCAUUGCCCUGUCG